AUGUUAUUGUUUCAUUACAACUAUGAUAUGUCUCUAGAGGAAAGCGACGACGACCAGGACAAUGAAGAAAGUGGUGAUGACGAGGAUGUGAGCGACGAAGAUGAGUUUACUGAGGCAAGUGACGAUGAAGAGUCUAUGGAGGAAACUGAUGAUGAUGAAACCGAUGCAAGUAGUAAUGAUAAUGAUGAUGAUACUGCUAAUGAUGAGGGUAAGGAGGGUUAUCGAGGGCCACCGACUCGGUGUUCUCCUCCGGUCUUCGCGGGGGCCAUCAGCGUCGCGGGAGAAGAGGACGUAGCUGUCGAGGAUAUCAUCAUGGCGCCAGAGAUCCGGGGACAACGGGAGGAAGGGGCAGGUGAAGUCGACGAUGUCAUGUUCGGCAGCGGAGCAAGGGUAGGGCAGCUACACGGGGAUGAAGCUGCCAUCUAUGUUGAGGAAGCCGAGCAGCGGUGGUGGGUGGUUGACGGCAUGGAUCUGGCGGAGAAAGGAGAGCUCGGUGAUGAUGCGGCGAAAGCUAGCGCGGGUGGUGGCAGUGCAAGCGAGUUCAACGGGGGAAAGGAGGCGAUGCGGAAUGGGUAG
This is a messenger RNA of Oryza sativa Japonica Group (Japanese rice), 576 nucleotides long. The record is from RefSeq and is a predicted model, not a curated record. NCBI's taxonomy places the organism in Eukaryota, Viridiplantae, Streptophyta, Magnoliopsida, Poales, Poaceae.